Messenger RNA from Vicia villosa (hairy vetch), 485 nucleotides. Its product is annotated as costars family protein-like. Gene Ontology annotation, biological process: regulation of actin filament-based process. The record is from RefSeq and is a predicted model, not a curated record. The coding region runs from base 126 to 389 and encodes 87 amino acids. Lineage: Eukaryota; Viridiplantae; Streptophyta; Magnoliopsida; Fabales; Fabaceae. The transcript is spliced from 2 exons.
UUCCAUAGCACAAAUAUAAAAUGGUAUUAUCAGGUGAAAGAUAUUCUGUGUUUUAUUUUAAUUAUUAAGGUGGUUGUAAUAUCAGAACUCAGAAGCCAUAAUAAUAACAAGUUGGAAGCAGAAGCAUGAAUGUGGAAGAAGAGGUUGGACGCCUGAGGGAAGAAAUCAAGAGGCUUGGCAAGCUCCAAUCAGAUGGUUCUUACAAGGUUACAUUUGGAACGCUAUUUCAUGAUGAUCAAUGUGCAAAUAUAUUCGAAGCACUUGUUGGGACACUAAGAGCUGCUAAAAAGCGAAAAGUAUUAACAUAUGAAGGUGAAUUGCUGCUCCAAGGAGUUCAUGACAAUGUGGAAAUCACUCUUAAUGCCACCCCUGCUGCUGCUGCCAACUGAAACACCAUGUACCGCAAGAAUUUUAUGAAUGCUGGUUUUAUAGCAAUGAUUGAUGCUACUUUCUUCUAUUCAAUGUUAUUUAUUACGGUGUGAAAA